AGUUGACUGUCAACUGUCAGAUGACUGUCAGUCAGAAAUCACUUGACAAGAAUUUGUGGUUUAUUUUUAAUUGAACAAUAAUUAUUAAUAUAGCUAAUUAUUUAAAAAGAAAUGAGUACUAAAACUAAGUCUGGAGAAAGAAAUGGAUCGGUAAAAACAGUCGAAUUAUCUGUUUGGUCUAGGGCAUUUACAGCAAACUCAGAAUGGCCAGAUAAAGAAGAAUUUUUAGAUGUAAUUUAUUGGGCUAGACAAAUACUUGGAAUAAUUUUAGGAAUAAUAUGGGGUAUCGUCCCAUUAAAAGGAUUUUUAGGAUUAGCAUUAUUUGUACUAAUAAAUGCAGGAGUAAUAUACUUUUACUUCAGUAGUUUUCAAAAUGUGGAUGAGGAAGAAUACGAUGGGGCCUGGGAAUUAACAAAGGAAGGUUUUAUGACUUCUUUUGCAGGAUUUAUGGUGACUUGGAUAAUUAUAUACUCAGGAUUAUACUAUAGUGGGGAUGAAGACUUAUGAUACGAACAAAUUCAGUAUUCAAAAAAUGUAUAUAUAAUGGGAGGUUCUGUUUUUAAAGUGAUUCAGAAAAUAGGAAAGUGAUUGCCAAACACCAAACACAUAGCAUUCUUCUAGAAAUUAUUUUUUAUAACUCAGACACAAAUUUAAAGACCUAUACAUAUGUUAUACAUGCAUCUAUCAAAUAGAAAUAUUUUAUUUACCAAAAAGCAUUUCCAUUUUUUACAUUCUAAAUUUAUUUUAGUUUUAGUUAGUUUGUUAAAGUUUUUCAAUAUUGUUUUUUUUUUUAAUUUUUAUUUGUAAUAAUUUAUAUAUUUAAUGUAAAUAUACAAUGUA
Molecule: messenger RNA, 840 nt
Organism: Sitophilus oryzae (rice weevil)
Lineage: Eukaryota; Metazoa; Arthropoda; Insecta; Coleoptera; Curculionidae
Exons: 4
Coding region: 112-507 (131 amino acids)
Biological process (GO): mitochondrial respirasome assembly
Source: RefSeq, a predicted model, not a curated record